ACAGGGGGCGAUUGUUACUGUCAUAAAUAUGGCCCUUCGAGGGUUUUAUUUUGGAGACUUCAUUUUUGCUCAGUCCCUCUUCUCUUUUUGGUAUCGUGUGCAGCUGUUUCCUCUUUUACUGGCUGUUCCUCUUGGACUGCUUGCGACACUCCCCACUCUUCUAUCUAGAACUGUUUAACUGCUCAGCUUCCAACACGCCUCCUAACAGCACUUGCACGUCUGCAGCCUCCACAGCCUCCACAGCCCUUCUCAUGCGUCCUCCUCCUCCGUCUCUCUGAUCCUCAUCGCGCCAUUCAGGAUGGACUGGAGUUCUCUGAUCUGCUGUUUGCUGCUUUCUGUAUGUCAGUCAGUGAUGGGUUUCAACAUCGACUCAAGUCCUUGGAAAGAGUUCCUCCAAAACCAGGACACGGCCUUCGGCUACAAAGUGAUACAGAAAGAUGUGUCAAGUUUGAUUGUGAGUGAUCCUUUACUACAGCGUGGGGAUGAAAAAAGAGGGGAAGUUUACAACUGCAGGAUAAACUCACGAGGAAACUGCUCACCAUUACGGAUGAAUGAGCCUCCUGAGGCUGUAAACAUGUCUCUUGGUCUUUCAAUGAGUAAAGAUCCAGAGUCUACAAAUAUAAUGGUCUGUGGUCCAACCAUCCCCAAAGCCUGCAUAUCAACUACCACCUACAAUGGCAUGUGCUUUAUGACUGAUGUUGACACUCCAAUACCAAACAAACUAAGAGAUUGCCCGCCUCCUCCACAAACAGAUAUUGCUUUUCUGUUGGAUGGCUCUGGGAGCGUAUCUGACAGGGAUUUUAGUACAAUGAAGGAAUUUGUUAUAAAACUGAUCGAAGGGUUAACUAACCGGGAUAUUCGGUUUGCAGUUGCACAGUAUUCUGAUGACUGUACAAUCCAUAUACGAUUCACUUCCACUUUAAAUUCCUAUAACAUAAUGAGAAUUCAGCAGAAGAACGGUCGUACCAACACCGCAGGUGGUAUCAACAUGCUUGUGAAUGAAUUAUUUGCCUGGGAAGCCAGACCAAGUGCUAACCGAGUUUUAAUUGUUAUCACUGAUGGUGUAUCAACUACUUACGGUUUGGAGCAAGCUGCUGAAAAUGCAAAGCGGAAUAACAUUAUUCGCUAUGCUAUAGGGGUUGGUGGGGCCUUUAACAACCCACGUGCAGAAAAGGAGUUAAACGUCAUUGCAUCUGAUCCAGACAGUGACUAUAAAUUUAAAGUGGAUAACUUUGAUGUGCUGGACAAAAUCCAUAAAAAAAUGGAGACCAACAUAAUAGCAAUUGAAGGUACCCAGACUUCAGGAGAUUCCACCAGGAUGGAGUUUGCGCAGGAUGGGUUCAGUGCAGUGUUUGUUUCAAAGAAAAAUGUAAUAUUAAGUGCAGUUGGGGCUUACCAGUGGAAAGGAGGAUUCCAGGAGUAUUCAGCUGGGAGGAAUUAUGAAUUUCAGCAAGGCAGUGAACACGACAGUUAUUUAGGUUAUUCCAUGACAGUAGCAAAAUUGGACUACACAUACAUUGUUCUGGGAGCUCCGAGGCACAAACAUAAGGGAGCAGUGGUCUUUUCAUCAUUGCAGAAAAAGUCAUCAUUUCAACUGGAUCCUCCAGAGCCUCAGAUUGGAGCCUAUUUCGGAGCUGAAGUGUGUGCUGUGGACCUGGACUUUGACUCCUACACAGACCUUCUGCUGGUUUCUGCUCCACUGCACACAGAGGAUGGUCAGGAAGGAAAAGUCUUUGUGUUCUCCUUGUCAAACAGGGUACAAUUAAAAAUGACACUGAAUGGAUUGGUAGGACAGAAGGGCAGGUUUGGCUCCUCAGUAGCCAGUCCAGCAGAUCUAAACGGGGAUAAGAUUCGAGAUGUAGUAGUAGGAGCUCCACUGGAGGAUAAUGGACAGGGCAGCAUCUACAUAUUUAAUGGAAGGGCAGAAGACAUCACCCCUACCUACUCGCAGAGAAUCAGUGGUUCCUCUUUGCGGGUGGGUCUGCGGUUCUUUGGCCUGUCUCUGAGUGAAUCUGCCCUGGACCAGAGUGGAGAUAGACUGACGGACAUCGCUGUUGGAUCCAAAGGAAGUGUCAUUCUCCUCAGGUCCAGACCUAUUGUGUCCUCGGUGACCAAAGUUACCUAUAGCCCAUCAAAAAUCACCACCAGUCUCACUGACUGUACGAAACCUCUGGAAACCACUCUACGCUUGUGCUUCACUAUGAGCGGACUCAGCACAAAGAUAAGAGAAUUAGCUGCAAAUAUUAACUACACUGUAAAACUUGAUGCGAAGCGACAGAACUUUCGGGCGUACUUUACACCUAAAAACCGCCUUCUGACUGAUAAGAUGACUGUUCAGCUACAGGAGGUGUGCAAUUACCACAAGUUCUAUAUAGAGGCCUGCACAGAGGACGCUCUAAACCCGCUGUCCAACGAGAUAACGUUUACUUUUGAGGGCCUCCCUCUUAGUAGACUGGAUAACUUAAGGCCUGUACUUCACCCUGACAUAAGACAUACCUCAGAUCACAAUCUCGAUUUUGAAAUAGACUGUGGAACCGACAACAUCUGCAUCGACAACCUCAGAGUGGAUUUCAACUUCUCUGGAGACUCAGACAUAAAAGUUGGAAUAAUGCAGGAUAUGAACGUGAUCGUCUUUGUGGAGAACAGAGGAGAAAACUCCUACAACAGUCGCGUGGAGCUCACGCACCCCUUUGGACUUUCCUUCAGGAGAGUCACCAGCAAGCAGGGCAGAGUGGAGUGUGUAUCUGUGGACAGUGAUCAGAAAGUUACACUUGGGGUGACCACCUGCUAUAUCAGUAAACCCAUCCUCUGGGCAAAUUCUUUGGCUGUCUUUGAGAUCACAUACAGCAUAAACAAAGAAAGUAACUUUGACAGGAUGGUGAAUUUCACUGCGACUGCUAACAGUGGCAAUGAAAAACACGCACCUGACAGCCAACUGUCCAAGAGUAAAACCAUCGGUGUGAAAUAUGCCAUCUAUGUUGCUCUAAUAAGGCACGAGAAUUCAAGAAUCCACAUUAACUUCAUUGCAGGGAAGAACAACCUCGAGAAGCCUGUCAAACAAAUAUUCAAGGUGGAGAAUGACCUGAGGGAUGUAAACCUCACGAUUCUCAUCAGAGUACCAAUAAAACUCGGAGGGAAGAACAUCUGGGCCAAUGAGAACUUGCAGAUUCCAGACUGUAGCGUGGACAGAGACGAGCCACCCACAACCCUUGAUUUUGUGGAGGCACUAAAGAAACAGCCGUCGGUGAACUGCUCUGUGGCUGUGUGCAGACUGUUCAGGUGUAGCGCAGACCUCAAAAGACUUGAUGUGAAAUUCUACAGUAUCUCUGCUAAUGUCAACUCUGGCUGGAUUGAACAGACUGGACUCCGAUCAGCAUUUUUUGAGCUGGUCAGUACAGCAACUCUGGAAUAUGACAAAAAUGAAUACAUCUACUAUUCUUCAGACUCUCUGCACAAAGCACCCAUUAGAAAGAUUGAUACCCAGGUGGAGGUGUAUGAGGAGAAGAACAUGCUUCUGGAGAUUGUUGGAGGAGUGAUAGGAGGGCUGUUGCUUUUGGCUGUCAUCACCGCUGGUCUCUACAAGGCCGGUUUCUUUAAGAGCCAGUAUAAGCAGAUGUUGGAGGACGCAGGAGCUGGACCUGAGGGGGCCGGAGAGGGGGCACCAGCACCUGGAGGAGAAUAAACCUUGCAGAGUGACCACUGUGAUUCUAAUACACAGUUACACACCUAUAUUUGCCAGUUUAAAUCUAACUUUACUGUGUACCAUGAACUUCAUACUGAUCUUUGUUUUGAGUGUCUUUGCAUCUCCAGUCUACUGGUUGCAGUAGAAAGUAUGUUUAACUCCUUAAAUCCCAGGAUUAGUUCAUACCAAGGUCUAUUAUUCAGUAACUAUGUGGACUACAAUGCACUUAUUCUUAGUUUAUAGGAGUGUGUAGUAAAUCUUUGGUCCAGGCCAUUUAAGGCGUUAAUGGACACCAUUAAAAAUUUGGGGAGGCCUAGUUUU
Messenger RNA from Pygocentrus nattereri (red-bellied piranha), 4003 nucleotides. RefSeq names its product integrin alpha-X-like (gene itgam.1). Bases 299 to 3682 code for a protein of 1127 amino acids. Gene Ontology annotation, biological process: integrin-mediated signaling pathway; cell-matrix adhesion; cell-cell adhesion. The record is from RefSeq and is a predicted model, not a curated record. Gene Ontology annotation, molecular function: integrin binding. NCBI's taxonomy places the organism in Eukaryota, Metazoa, Chordata, Actinopteri, Characiformes, Serrasalmidae. The transcript has 30 exons. Gene Ontology annotation, cellular component: integrin complex; external side of plasma membrane.